Molecule: messenger RNA, 1241 nt
Organism: Camelina sativa (false flax)
Lineage: Eukaryota; Viridiplantae; Streptophyta; Magnoliopsida; Brassicales; Brassicaceae
Product: aquaporin NIP1-1
Biological process (GO): transmembrane transport
Cellular component (GO): membrane
Molecular function (GO): channel activity
Source: RefSeq, a predicted model, not a curated record
UUGAAAUCGUCAAAGAGACUCUAAUCUCUCUCUCCCCCGAUCCCCAAUAAAUAGGAGACAAUCGCCACGAAACUUAUCAUUCUCACAAGUCAUAACAAGUCCUUUAAAGUUUAACCCUUUUUUGUCUUCUUUGUUUCUGAUAAAACAGAAUUCAUUUAUGGGGGAUAUCUCGGGAAACGGCUAUGGCGCCAGAGAAGAAGCAGUAGUGGUGAAUCUCAAGGAAGAAGACGAACAUCAACAACAACAAAUAGAAGCUACUCGUCUUAACCCAAACCCCUUGAAGAAACAAAACUCUCUCCUCUCAGUCUCUGUCCCUUUCUUACAAAAGUUGAUGGCGGAGUUUGUGGGAACCUACUUUUUGGUAUUCACCGGUUGUGCAUCAGUGGCUGUAAACAUACAAAAUGACAAUGCCUUAACUCUUCCAGGGAUCGCCAUCGUUUGGGGACUCACCGUCAUGGUCCUCAUUUACUCUCUUGGUCACAUCUCCGGUGCUCAUUUCAAUCCGGCCAUUACUAUUGCAUUCGCCUCUUGCCGCCGUUUUCCUCUGAAACAGGUUCCGGCUUAUGUCAUAUCACAAGUGGUGGGAGCAACGCUGGCGGCUGCAACUUUACGACUGUUGUUGGGACUUGAUCACGACGUUUGUAGCGGAAAACACGAUGUGUUUAUUGGAUCAUCACCGGUGGGAUCGGAUCUGCAAGCGUUUGUGAUGGAGUUUAUCGUCACUUUCUAUCUAAUGUUCAUCACUUCUGGCGUUGCUACGGAUAAUCGAGCGAUCGGAGAGCUUGCUGGAUUAGCAAUAGGAGCAACGAUUCUACUUAAUGUUCUAAUUGCUGCACCGAUAUCGAGUGCUUCGAUGAAUCCAGCAAGAAGUUUUGGACCUGCAAUGGUGCACGGUUGCUAUAAAGGAAUUUGGAUCUACAUAGUCUCACCAAUACUUGGUGCGGUUUCUGGUGCGUGGGUUUAUAACACGGUUAGAUACACCGAUAAACCAUUGAGAGAAAUAACCAAAAGCGGUUCGUUUUUAAAGACCGUGCGAAGCGGUAGCUCUUAGUUAAGGAGAAAAUAAAAAAGCAUGGCUACGUUAAAGAAGUGAUGGGAAUAUUUUGGUAUUAAGUAUUUUCAAAAUGAAUUGUAACAACUUUCACCAUACCAUACUCCAUACCUUACGUAUGGAUUCGAUAUGAUAUAUUAAUUGCUACGUUUUCUCUCUUUUACUUAAUGCGAAAGAUUCUAUCUUCAUA